Hyla sarda is the source of this 1505-nucleotide messenger RNA. It is a transcript of the gene SNX3, whose product is annotated as sorting nexin 3. Bases 122 to 610 code for a protein of 162 amino acids. The transcript has 4 exons. Gene Ontology annotation, molecular function: phosphatidylinositol-3-phosphate binding. The record is from RefSeq and is a predicted model, not a curated record. Gene Ontology annotation, biological process: endocytic recycling; late endosome to Golgi transport. Gene Ontology annotation, cellular component: retromer complex; early endosome membrane. NCBI's taxonomy places the organism in Eukaryota, Metazoa, Chordata, Amphibia, Anura, Hylidae.
CUUGUGCGCGCCGCCGCGUCUGUCACCUGACUGAUCACGGCCACCAUUUCCGGCAGCUAACUGGACCGCACCAAAUUCGUUCCGCUUAGGUCACUGUUGUUUUCUCUGUCAGCCGUGACACAUGGCAGAAACAGUGGUAGAUACCCGCCGCCUGCACAGCAAACCCCAGAACCUGAACGACGCGUACGGGCCGCCGAGCAAUUUCCUGGAAAUAGAUGUGAGCAACCCCCAGACGGUCGGGGUGGGCCGGAACCGCUACACUACUUACGAGGUCCGGCUGAAGACUAACCUGCCAAUUUUUAAACUGAAAGAAUCGAGUGUCCGCAGAAGAUAUAGCGAUUUUGAAUGGCUAAGGAGUGAACUUGAAAGAGAAAGCAAGGUUGUGGUGCCCCCUCUACCUGGUAAAGCUCUUAUGCGACAGCUACCAUUCAGAGGAGAUGAAGGAAUCUUUGAUGAUUCUUUCAUAGAAGAAAGAAAGCUAGGGCUUGAGCAAUUUAUAAACAAAGUUGCAGGCCACCCUUUGGCACAGAAUGAACGUUGCCUUCAUAUGUUUUUACAAGAUGAAAUAAUAGACAGGAAUUACACACCAUCCAAAAUCAGACAUGCUUGACACCUGGAAGCAAGUGAAAUCCUCUGACUGUAAAACAUUAUUUUAUUAUACUGUUGGCAUGUUACAAUCUGCUGUAAUAAAUGUAACAUACUAACCUCUCUCUUACUUUACAAUGUUACUUUGAAAUUUCAGCUCUGGAAUUGGGUGCAAUUGCCACUGAAGUAUAUGAUCACACACACACUAAACCUCAAGAGGUGCUUGGACAGGAUUCCCUGAUGUCAAUUGUAAUCUCUGCUUUGAUUUUUUUUUUUUUUUUUUUUUAGUUUGUGCUCAAAAACCAAAUUGUUUUUAAACAUGCCCAUGUUUUACAGCAUGUGUUUAUAGCACCAAGAUAAAGAGUCAGACUGUGACAAGAGGCUUGUGUUCAGAGAGUAUUGUAAAAGAAGUCAUUCAUGAUGGAUGGACAGCAGUGUUAAGAGUUGUAUUCAGUUGUGUUCAGGUCUUCCAGGACAGGUCCAUCUCUGGGUUAUAAAGCUUGCCUGACAUGAGCCCCUCACACUGAGAAAUGUGAAAAUCCUUUAUUAUAGUUAGUUGUCUUGCAUCAGGAGUCUUACGGCAUCUUUGGCAGUCAUUUCUCCCGUCCUUUGUCUGUGGGUAAUGUCUUAUUGUUUUGUCAUUCCUUCUCUUCUACUGUUUAUUGUUCGUGUUUAUCGUGAUCUGUUUUGUCAUUUGGAAAGUCAUCAUACAAUUUCUGCCUUUUUUCGAGCUAAGGACUUGGAUGAAAUCCUGUUUAUGUUGAGAACCAAGAUCACUUUUCGGUAAUCACUGAUUUGAUUGUAAUGGAUGCUCCACUAUAGUUGCCUUUUUUCUUUUUAUCAUAAAAGCUGCUUUCACCUUGGCAGUGAUGCUACUUGUGGGAUUACUGGCGUUUUUGUUUUUAACUGGAAAACAAUAA